AAAAUUGGACUUUUAUUGACCCAAGAUAAUUAAAAACCCUGGAAAGAUGAGAGCUAUCUUCUCUUGUUCUUCAUCUUCAGUAAAGAAUUUUGGGUCAUUUUCAAGAACCCAUUUGUCUAAUUCUUUCAAUUUCAGCAAGAGAUUUAAAGUUGAGAUUUUUAAGAAAAACAAUCUUGAUUCUUGUCUGAACAAGAAGAUAGUUUGUGGGUCUGUAAGAAUGGCUUCUACUUUUAAGCCUGAGCAAGCUAGGGUUCCUCCAGCUAUCCCAUUGCCCACUCCUGUAAUCACCAAGUUCAAGAUUGGAUUGUGCCAAUUAUCGGUGACGGCUGACAAGGAGAGGAACAUUGUUCAUGCACGCACUGCUAUUACAGAAGCUGCUGAGAAGGGCGCCAAGCUUGUUGUUUUGCCUGAAAUAUGGAACAGUCCAUACUCAAAUGAUAGUUUCCCUGUAUAUGCUGAAGACAUUGAAGCUGGUAGGGAGGCAUCUCCGUCAACUGCAAUGUUGUCUGAAGUUGCUCGCACUUUAAAGAUCACAAUAGUUGGUGGAUCUAUACCUGAAAGAUGUGGGGAUAAGUUGUACAAUACUUGUUGUGUUUAUGAUACUGACGGGGAGUUGAAAGCUAAACAUAGAAAGAUACAUCUAUUUGAUAUUGAUAUUCCGGGUCAGAUUACCUUUAAAGAAUCAAAGACCCUUACAGCAGGGGAGACUCCAACUAUCGUUGAUACAGAGGUUGGACGUAUUGGUAUUGGCAUUUGCUAUGAUAUCCGCUUUCAGGAACUGGCAACUAUAUAUGCAGCUAGAGGUGCUCAUUUGAUUUGUUAUCCUGGGGCUUUCAACAUGACUACUGGGCCAUUGCAUUGGGAGUUGUUGCAAAGGGCAAGGGCAGCCGAUAACCAGCUAUACGUGGCGACUUGUUCUCCUGCUCGAGAUGCUGGCUCAGGUUAUGUGGCUUGGGGGCAUUCUACAUUGGUUGGCCCAUUUGGAGAAGUACUGGCUACAACUGAACAUGAUGAGGCAGUCAUCAUCUCUGAGAUUGAUUACUCUCAAAUAGACCUAAGAAGGACAAACCUUCCGCUACAAAAUCAGCGACGUGGUGAUCUUUACCAGUUAGUAGACGUUCAAAGAUUGAAUUCUCAGUAAAUUGAAUAGUAAACUGGUAACUGAAUGAUACAGCUUCGGCUUUGUGUUUGACUAUCUGAAAUAAAGCUUCAAAUUUCGGAAGAAUAUAAUAUGGAUGUUUGCUUUUAGGCGAUGAAGGAAUUCUGAACAAUGAGAUAUGGAAGAAGUGGUUAUUAUUUAUC
Daucus carota subsp. sativus is the source of this 1302-nucleotide messenger RNA. RefSeq names its product omega-amidase, chloroplastic. Gene Ontology annotation, biological process: L-glutamine metabolic process; oxaloacetate metabolic process. The record is from RefSeq and is a predicted model, not a curated record. Gene Ontology annotation, cellular component: mitochondrion. The coding region runs from base 47 to 1141 and encodes 364 amino acids. The transcript is spliced from 10 exons. Lineage: Eukaryota; Viridiplantae; Streptophyta; Magnoliopsida; Apiales; Apiaceae. Gene Ontology annotation, molecular function: omega-amidase activity.